This is a messenger RNA of Aspergillus sclerotioniger CBS 115572, 481 nucleotides long. RefSeq names its product YOS1 family protein. NCBI's taxonomy places the organism in Eukaryota, Fungi, Ascomycota, Eurotiomycetes, Eurotiales, Aspergillaceae. Gene Ontology annotation, biological process: endoplasmic reticulum to Golgi vesicle-mediated transport. The transcript has 4 exons. Bases 76 to 336 code for a protein of 86 amino acids. Gene Ontology annotation, cellular component: COPII-coated ER to Golgi transport vesicle; Golgi membrane; endoplasmic reticulum membrane. The record is from RefSeq and is a predicted model, not a curated record.
GCAUCUCCGUCCACUCCAGCUGUACCAACAGCAUUAAUCCCACGCCCGGUUCCUGUCCUCACCCAACCACCCAAAAUGUUCUUCUUCGGCCUUGGGAAGCUCGUCUACGUCAUCAUCCUCCUCAUCAACUCGCUCGCUGUCCUCUCCGAAGACCGCUUCCUAGCCAGAAUCGGAUGGGGUCGCACACAAGGCGAUCCAGCCUUCGGCGCAACCUACGAUACCACCAGUGUCAAAGCCAAGACAAUUAAUCUGAUCGCCAGUGUUCGGACCGUUAUGCGAAUACCCCUCAUUGUGAUCAAUACGAUAGUCAUCGUUUACGAGCUCAUCCUGGGUUGAAGAAAGGCGUGCGAUUGUUUUUUAGGGGUUUGGGGAGAGGGUUUCGGAUAUACAUACAGCAUUGUUCUUCCUGCUUCCGAUUAUUGAGGGGAUAUAUUAUACUUUGUACGAAAAUGGAUUGGGUUGAAUGAUAUGAGGUUUGCAU